GAAGUUGUAGAAUGUAUAUCAGUAACUGGGUGGAUAAGGUUUCUGCAGACGACGUCGAGACGGCUUGCGGACAGGAAGGUGGAGAAGUUCGAAAAGAAUAUCACAAAGAGAGGAGCUGUGCCUGAAACAACCACAAAGAAAGGAAAGGAUUACCCAGUUGGUCCUAUCCUCCUCGGAUUCUUCGUGUUCGUUGUCAUUGGAUCUUCUCUUUUCCAGAUUAUCAGGACAGCUACAAGUGGGGGAGGAGGCAUGGCAUGAACUCAGCAACCCUCAAAACCAGAAGACAGAAACUUUCAAAUGUUGACGAUAUCAGUGUCUGUCUCACGUGUCUCCCUUGAUU
Molecule: messenger RNA, 340 nt
Organism: Tarenaya hassleriana
Lineage: Eukaryota; Viridiplantae; Streptophyta; Magnoliopsida; Brassicales; Cleomaceae
Product: stress-associated endoplasmic reticulum protein 2-like
Exons: 2
Biological process (GO): endoplasmic reticulum unfolded protein response
Cellular component (GO): endoplasmic reticulum
Source: RefSeq, a predicted model, not a curated record